AUCUGAGCAUCGCUCUUCCUUUUUCGCCCGAAACUCAGCUAACAUUCGGCAAUAUGUCUGACCAGGAGGAAGUAUACGUUGAGGAGCAAGACAUCAACACCGUCAAUCCCGAUUUCGAGGAUACGGAGGUUGAGGAGAUUGACUUCGCCGAGGAGGUCAAGCUAUUCGGCAAGUGGACCCUUGCUGAUGUCGAGACCAACGACAUUUCCCUUGUAGAUUACCUUGCGGUAAAGAGCAAGCCCACAUACCUACCCCACACCGCCGGGCGAUAUGCCGCCAAGCGUUUCCGCAAGGCCCAGUGCCCCAUUGUGGAGCGUCUGGUCAACUCCCUGAUGAUGCACGGACGUAACAACGGUAAGAAGAUCAUGAGUGUUCGCAUCAUCCAGCACACAUUCGAGAUCAUCCACCUUAUGACCGGCGAGAACCCUGUUCAGAUUUUGAUCGAUGCCAUCAAGAACUGUGGACCCCGUGAAGAUUCCACCCGAAUUGGAUCUGCCGGUACCGUCCGUCGUCAAGCUGUUGAUGUGUCCCCUCUGCGUCGCGUAAACCAGUCGCUAUGGUUAUUGACCACUGGUGCUCGUGAGGCCGCUUUCCGUAACAUUAAGACCAUCGCAGAGUGUCUUGCUGAUGAGCUUAUUAAUGCUGCUAAGGGAUCUUCCAACAGUUAUGCCAUUAAAAAGAAGGACGAGCUCGAGCGUGUAGCCAAGUCAAACAGAUAAAUGUUUGCUUGUAUACAACAUUUGUUCCAAUAAACGGUUGUCACAUCGGGAAUUGACAGUAGCAAUCUGCUUUUCUGAGGGGGAAGUUCUUCAAACUGGUAAAAACUAUAAUUAUUUAUUGCACACGCAUUAGUUUUUUUCGGGCUAUAUAUGCUUACUUGACUUAGACCGUAGAGCAUGCUGAUGCAUGGUGAUGGUUUAUCGUAGUACUUGUGAUAGAAAGGAC
Messenger RNA from Sphaeroforma arctica JP610, 945 nucleotides. RefSeq names its product 40S ribosomal protein S5. Gene Ontology annotation, biological process: ribosomal small subunit assembly; translation. The record is from RefSeq and is a predicted model, not a curated record. Bases 54 to 719 code for a protein of 221 amino acids. Gene Ontology annotation, molecular function: rRNA binding; structural constituent of ribosome; mRNA binding. The transcript has 4 exons. Gene Ontology annotation, cellular component: ribosome; cytosolic small ribosomal subunit. Lineage: Eukaryota; Ichthyosporea; Ichthyophonida.